AUGAAAAAGUUUACGAUAAUACUAAUUUUCGUUUUUGUGUAACUAUGUAGUUGCAAUAAAUGUUCUGAUUACUUUUAGGAUGAAAUCGGAUGUAUAUCAAGUACUGGAAUAUCUUGUAGAUGGAAUGAAUAGAAUAAUUAAUGCCUAGAUUCAACAGGUAAGUUGUUGGGAUGUCAGAAAUAUUUAAAUUUACAAGCAUGUAUAUCUUAGACAAUUUAUCCUGAUAAAUCAAUAGCUGAAUGUAAUUGAAUAGUAUAAAUAAUAUAGGUAUAUUCAGUGGAUAUUGUAGAAAAGUAGUCGAUGAUGCAUCAGAGUGUUAAAAAAAUUUAUCAAGAGCAGGAUGUUUAGGAGUGGAAGAUGCAUAUUGUAUAUGGAAAGAUGGAUGUUUUUCAAUAACAGAAAGUGAAGCAAUGACAUUAGCUUAGGCAGCAUCAAUGACAGAUGAAUUGAAACUGUCAUCAUUAGCAGUCUGCAAAUUAAUUUAUUAUUUUCCAGGUAUAUAUUUAAAUAAAGAUUAGCAAUUCAUCAACAUGGAGCACAUGAAGCAUUAUUAAAAUUAUAUUUUGAGAAUUUAACAACAGCAGGAGGUGAGAAUAAGUUUGAAUAAUAAUUGAUGAUUCCAGGAUGCUUUUCACCAGCAGAAAAUAUUUAUAAAUAAAUUAAUUGUGAUGCAGGAGGAUUGAAUUCAUUAGGAUGUAUUUUAGUAGAAACAGAUUAUUGUAUAUUUAAAAAUGGAUUUUGUUAAAAAGUGAGUGAUUUUACCUAAUUACAAUGUAGUGAUAAAUUAAACAAAUUAGCAUGUUUAUCAGUAACAAAUUUUAAAGAGACCUGUUAUUGGACAGGUAGUUAAUGUACAACAUAUUUAGUAUCAAAAGAAAGUGCUUGUGAUAUAUAUUAAUAAGUAAAUAAGUUUUAAAAUAUAAUUUUAGGUAUCUCCAAGUGUUUGUGCAAAUAUAAUAAAAGAAGGUGAAGCAUGUUUUUAUGAUGAUUUUACAAUGAAGUGUGAUAAAAUGUGUAAAUCUAAAAGUUUAAACAGUUCUUCAAAGUGUGAAUUGUCUAAAUAUGGAUGUGUUUGGUACGAUUAUGGUGAAGGUUAUUGCAAAUUUAAAAAUAAUGAAUGUAAUAGAAAAGGAUAAAAUUACAUAUCAUGUAUGACAGCAGAUGAUUUUUGUCUAUAUUAAAAUGGACAUUGUUUAUCUAUAGAAAACUUAAAUCUCUUAGGAUGUACAGGAGGCUUAAACAGAUUAGCUUGCAUAAACUUAUCUAAUCCAAGUUAAGUAUGUUAAUUUUAAGAUGGAAAAUGCAUUGAAAUUUAUAUAACUCCAGAAGAUCUUCCAUAAUAUCUUGAGAAUGUAAAUCCUAAUGCUUGUAGAAAGAUAACAACAAUUGCUAGUUACUGGAAUAAUGGUAAAUGUUCUCCAGCAGAUGGAAAUGAAUAAUGUUCUGUUUCAGGUUAUAAUAAAUUAGGAUGUUUAAAUACAAGUAAUACAAUGUCUCCUUGUUAAUGGAAUGGGGAAUCAGGUAGAUGUCAACCUUUAGUAAUAACUAGAUAAACUAAAUGCAAUUCUUUAAGAUUAGUAAAUGCAGUUGCUUGCAGAGCUAUUAAAGAAGAAGAUGAAACUGGAAAUUUAUUAAUGUGUAAAUACAACAUAAAUUCAACAUCAUGUGAAAAGGUAACAGUAUUAUCUUCUAUUAAUUGUGAAACUGAAGGUUUAAAUGAAACAGCAUGUAGUUCAGUUUCUGAUCCUUUACAAAGUUGUAGAUGGUCAUCAAAUCAAUGUGUAAAAGUAACUACUUUAGGAAAUGCUAUUACAUGUUAAUCUCUCUAAUCAGUUACUUAAAGAACUUGUGCAAUGAUUUAAUCAAAUAAAUAGAGAUGUUUAUAUGAUUCAUCAAGAAAAAGUUGUACUACACAAGUACCACCUACUACAACUUGUACUGCUGCUGGUCUCAAUCCUUAUGGAUGUGCAUUUGUUAGUUCCAAAUGCCAUUUCAAUACUACUACGAAUGAAUGUAAAGCAACAUAGGAAUCUGAUUAUGCUACCAUUAGUUGUGAUACUAAUUUCCCAUCAAAAACCAGUUGCGUUUUAAUUACAAAAGCUAAUUAAUAUUGUAGAUGGAAAUCAAAAGAUUAUGUUUGUGAAUUAUAUACUUUCCCUGCCUCUGAUUCUUGUACUAAAUAUACAAAUGUUAAUAAAUUAUUUUGUUUGGCAUUUGAAGUUACUCUUUAAAGAUUAAUAGAUUAGAGUUAUUACUGUAUUUAUGAUUCAGCAAGUAGUUCUUGUAUUGAAUAUACAGGAGCUCUUACUGAAUGGGCAGAUUGUGGAUCAACUUAAGAAAUUAAUAUGCAUGGUUGUGUUGCUCUAUCUAGCACUAGUAAAUAUUGUUAUUUUGAUUAAACAACUUUAAAAUGUUCAGAGAUUACUGAUGCUAACGAUUCAAAAUUUUCAUCUCUUUUUUGUAAAUAGGCAAAUAAAAAAUUAUGUCUAAGUUUAUCAACAACAGGAUAAUAUUGUUAAUGGGUAGAGUCAGAGAAAAAAUGUUAAUAAAUAAAAUCAGGUUAAUCUUGUUCUGAUUAUGUAACUUUAACUGUCAAUCCAAGUUUAUGUGCAAGUACUCAUAGUGAUGAAGCUUGUGCAUCUAAUCUUGUAGAUAAUCAUUGUAAAAUUCUGGCUGCUGAUGAUAUUACUUACGCUUGUUUAGAUAAAGGAUUAAAUUAAAAGGCUUGUUUAAGUAAUACAAUAGGAGCUUGCUAUUACAAUACAGAGAAAUUGAAAUGUUUAGAAGUUUCUGGAGUAGAAGCCUUUUAAGUUGCAUGUGAUAGUUUAGUAAACAAAUUAGGCUGUUUAGCCUCUUUAAAAUACAAUUGCAAAUGGUUAGAUAAUAAAUGCUAAUAUGCUUAUGAUCUUGAUCCUUUUAAUUCAGGUUGUAGUGAUUUUUAAAGCUAACUUUACAAUCCAAAAGUUUGCUAAACCAUUUACAAAGAAUACGAGUAUUGUUAAUAUGAUUCAACUAAUUUCUAUUGCACAUCUUUUUCAGAUCUAGUUUAAGAUUGUAAGCCUGGAUAUAACUAUUUCACAUGUUCAUUAAAUGAAUUAUGCUAAUGGGAUUCGGCAUAAGAAGUUUGUGUAAACAAUACUUCUGAAAGUGAUUUAUGCAAAACACAAUAAAACAUAACUGAUUGUCUUUCUGUCACUAAUGAUACAUGUUCUUGGACUAAUGCUGGUUAAUGUAAAAAGAUUGUUAUUACUGAAUAUACAAAGUGUAGUUAAGUCACUUCAUUAUAAGGUAAGUUUGUUAAAAGAAUUUGUCAAUCUAUUUACUUUGUUUCAGAUAGCUGUUAAUAUGAUAGUACUAAUAAGGCUUGUGUUGAAGUUACUACAACUAACAAUUCAUGUACUACUAUUGGACUCAAUAGAACUGCUUGUUUAAAUAAAACAAUUGGAUUUAAAUGUAGAUUUGAAUCAGAUAACACUAAAGAUGAUUAUGGAUGCUAAGAAGUUAGUGAUUUUACUAAUUAAGGUUGUUCAGAUUCUUUAGAUAGUGAAGCUUGUGCAGCUGUAACCAUCUCUUAAUGUGCUUUUGAUUUAGCUCAAAAUAUUUGUUAUGAAUAUUAACCAUACUAUUUAGAGUAAUACUAUACUUGUUCUCAAUUUAGUACUGGAUAGGUUGUUUCAAUUAACCUUUGCAAAUAUGUCAAAGAUGUAGCAUGUCUCUAUGAUGCUCCUACCUAAACAUGUAAAGUAUCUAAUGCAUAGUUGGAUUAAUGUAAAACUAAUGAAACCAUUAAUUCUAUAUACUGUUUAACUUUAAUUAAAACUUAAACAUGUGAUUUUGAUUUCAAUUAUGGAAAUUUUUGUUAUGAGGUUUCUACUACUUAUUGGAGUUGCAGUGAUUGCUCAUCUUUUAAGUAAUGUAUUUCUAGUAGAUAUUAAAUUUGUUAAUGGAAAGACGAUUCUUGCAAUGAAAUUACAGUUGAUGUAACAUGUAAUGAAUUAUCAAAUAUUAAUUCAAAUGCUUGUAUGAGUUUUAGUGGAAAUACAAAAUGUUAAUACAAGUAUGAUGCUAUUGCAUAAACAACAUCUUGUAUAUCUCCAUCAGAUGAUCUUUAACCUUGUUAAGGAUUAAAUGAAGUAGCAUGUAUAGCCAAUUAAUUAAAUUCAUGUUAUUUUUACUCAUAAUAAUGCUAUGAUAUAACAGAAAAUCCUUAUUAAGCUAGUUGCACAGAUGAAUUUUCAUUUAAUUAUUAAGGAUGCGUUAGAAUAAAAAAUUCAGAUUAAAAAUGCAAAUGGGACACCAGCGUUAAUAAAUGUGUAUCUAUUUAAACUUCACCAUCAGAUAAUUGUAGUGAUUAUGCAGAUUCAAAUUAUUCUGCAACAAUUUGUGCAUCAAUUUCAGCAGGAAAUUGUAUUUGGAAUUCAGGAUGUAAAUCAUAAGUAGCAACAAAUUGUUAAACAUUAGGUGCAAAUAAAGGAGCAUGUAUUAAUGCAACAUCAGGAAAUUGUGUAUUUUCAGUAGGUGUGUGUAUAGACGUGAGUAGUCCAUCUAAUUUCAUUUAAAAUAAAUGUACAGAUCCAUCAAAUAAAGCAGGAUGUUUAAAUAUGAAUAAAGGAUAGAAAUGUAAAUGGGAUGGUAGUACAUGCAUUGAAAUUAAUGUAACUGCAGGUUGUACAACCUAUAGUGAUGUAAAUCCAGGUGUUUGUUAACAUACAAGUGAUGUAGCAUGUAAAUGGGAAGCCUCAAAUUGUGCAGCUGUUACAGUUAAAGGGUUAUGCAAUGUAACUGGAUUGAAUAAAUUAGCUUGUUUAAAUUUCACUUCAGAAACAUGUUAUUUUAAGGUUGAAACAAAUAGUUGCACUUAAAUUAAUCAAUAAACUCUUAAUACAGUAAAUUGUACUGAUAAUUUAAAUGAAUUGGCAUGUAAAUCUCAUGAAUAAUUAUGUUGUAAAUGGAAUGCAGGAUAAUGUCAAGAUGCAACAGCAGGAUCAAGUUGUUCAUUAUUGGCUAAUAAUUCAGUAAAUUGUUGUGUUGUAUUGAAUGGUGAGCCUUGUACAAUGGGAACUACUUGUGCUAAAUUGACAACUAAAGCUUCUUAAUGUUCUGAUGCCAUAAAUAAAUUUGCAUGUUUAUGGGUAUCUUCACCUUGUAGAUGGGAUAAUAUGAUGUCAAAAUGUAGAUAAGUGACUAAAAGUUAUGGAUGUAAGCCGGAUUUAAAUAUUGCUGGAUGCGUUAAUCAAUCAAUUCAUUGCAAAUAUUUAAACAAUCAAUGUACAACAGCAAGCAUUACUGAUAACUGUGAAGAUUUAUAAUACUCAUCAUUGUCUUCUACAAAAUGUAUUUUAAUCUCAAAUAGCAGAUGUUAAGCCAGCAACGAUGGAUGCAUAGUUCCAGCUUAUAAUGUUAAAUGUAUUGAAAAUGUUAAUAAACUUGGUUGUUUGGAUAAUACCAAUUAUUGUGUGUGGAAUGAUAUUGCUAUGACUUGUAAUGGAAAGAGAGUAUUGACAGCUUCAACAACUUGUGCAACUGGUUAAGUUAGCAGAGGAUUAUGCGCAUUUUCGAAACUUUAAUGCAAAUCAGAAGAGGAUUUUACAUGCACAACUUUUACAAAAAUAGAUGAUGAAGGGAUUAGCUGUGAUAAAAGAAAUGCAGUCCUUUCCACAAAUUAUGCUUAGUGUUUGGCUUUAGAAUUUGAGAUUUGUUAAUAUGAUUCAACAAAGUAGAGGUGUACUUCUACAAUUUUUGGGUCAGUUUGUUCUUCUAUUGUUACUAAAAAAGGAUGCUAACUCAUUAAAAACAAUUGUUAUUGGUCUAGUAAUUAAUGUGUAUAAUACGAUGCUGAUAAGUUUUUUAGUGCAUGUGAAUAAAUCUACACAAAAUAUUAAUGCUUAAAAAAUAUAAAUACAUCUUGUAAAUGGGAUGAUUCUCUAUAUUAAUGCAAAACUUAUGAAGGAUCAAUUGUAACUUGUGCUGAUCAUACUGAUUCAGAAAUAUCUCCAGGAAUAUGCUUUUAUUUUUCAUCUGAUUAUUGUGGUCAUGAUGGUACAAAAUGUUUCCAAGAUUCUCCUUAAUCAGUUUGUGCGAAUUCAAAGAGUCCUUUAGGAUGUUAAGUGAAUACUGCUGGAAAUUGUUAAUGGAGUAUUGAUACAGGUAAAUGCUUGACAUUAAUGGAUCCCAGCUAAGCAUCUUUUAUGACUUGUGUUUAAUUGAAAUAUACAAAAAAAGAAUUAUGUACAGCUCCUAUUAUUGAAGGUUAAACUUGUCAUUGGAAAGAUAAUCUAUGUUAAAGUGCAAAUAUAUAAUAAGUUAAAUGUAAUGAUGAUCUAAGUCUGGAUGGAUGCAGAGCUGUUGCAAUCAUAGGUGAGUAAUGUAUAUUUAAAACAAAAUGUGAAAAAGCUGAUCUUGAUACAAUAAAAUGUGAUGAUUAUAUAAAUAUUCAUUCAUGUUUAGAUGUUAAAUUAGAUGGUUAAUACUGUAAAUGGUUAGGUUAAAGAUGUUCAUCUUUAGAAAACGAUGAUGGUUAUGGAAUGUCAUCUCAUAUUUUAAUUAAUUCUAAUGUUUGUCGUAAAGCAUAUACAAAAUCAGGUGCUCCUGAAGAAAAAUUAGAAAGGAUUGGGGUUAAAUAUGAUUAAGAAAAUUUCGUAUGUAAUUUAUCAGAUCCAGAAGAAGAUUUAUGUAGUACUCCAGGAUUAAAUUAUUAUGGAUGUUUAUUAACUUAAGCUGAUGCCUGUGAUUGGACAGGUAGUAAGUGUAAAUCAUUUGAUUUCAAUGUUUCAUAUACAAAAUGUAAUUAAUAUUAAUCAGUAUCACCAAAAGUUUGUGCUUCAAUAAUUACAUCAAAUUUAAAAUGUUAACAUAAUCCAGACACUUUAAACUGCGAAGAUUUUACAGAAACAACAUAAAUUUUUAUAAAAAAAAAAGAAGUUGAUGAAUAUUUUAACACUAAAAAGGGUAUGAAUCGUUUGGCAUGUAUAAGUGUUUCAAAAUAACCAACAAUAUGGGUAGAUGGAAAAUGUUUAUAUAAUUAAGUAAAAGUAGCUUUGAUAACAUGUGGAUAAUUACUAAAUGUCAAUCCUAAAUCUUGUGCUUAGAUUGAUAAAGAUAAUGUAAUCUGUAAAUAUGAUAAAGAUGGAUCAUGUACUGGAUGGUUUGAUGGUUAAGUUGAUAAAUGCAAUACACUUGGAUUAAAUAGAUUAGGUUGUGUUUCUGUUGAAAGAGAAAUGUGUUAAUUUUCAGAGGGAUCUUGUCAAAAAUAUGAAUUGUCAAAUGUUAUAAAAUGUAAUGAAUUAUAAAAUGUAAAUCCACUUGUUUGCAAAAAUGUUAUAAGUGAACCAUGUAAAUUUAGUUUUGUGAGUAGGGGAUGUGUUUAAUCAUAUUCAAAUGAUAAAUGUUAAUAUGAUGGUAUUAAUUAAAUGGGAUGUAACAAAAUCUAUUAAUGUUAAUGGGUUGAUGAUAGAUGUUUUUGCAAGGGAUUAGUAUCAUCUCUCUAAAUAGUAGAUUGUUCUAAAUUUACAUCAAAUAAUUGUUUCAAUACUUAAUGUAUCAAAGAUAAUACUAUUAAUUUAUGUAGAAAUAAAAGAUGCAGCGAUCUUUCUCUUACUUCUUGUACUGGUACAAUAGCUUAACAAACUUGUUAUGUUAAUCUUUAAAAAUGUAGUUCAGCAUCUAAAUGUUCUGAAUUAUUUAAUGUUGUAAAUUGUAGUUCAUAUACAAUUGGAGGUAAAAAAUGUGCUUAAGAUUUAUGGAAUGCUAAUCAUUGUGUUGAAUAGACAUGUUAACAUCUCAAUUAAGACUAAUGUAGUGGUAAUUGUUAAUGGUCAUAUUUUUAAUGUGUAAUCAAAGAGUGUAAUUAUAUGAAUAAGGAACAAUGUAAUGGUAUUAUGAAUAAUAAGCAAUGUUUUUGGGAUGGCUCUUAUUGCUAAGCUGUCUCUUCAUGUUAAGAUUAUAUCACCUAUUCCAAAUUAACUGAUUCUACUCUUUAAGAAAAAUUAUGCAUCUCUUCAACAUUUCAUUAAAGAAAAUGUAAAUGGUAGCUAGUUUAACCAUAUGGAACAGAUUAUUAAUGUACAUCCAAAAUCUGUGCUGAUAAAGGUAACAGUUAAUCAACUUGUCAUGGUCUUGAAGCAGAUGGAGAAGUUUGUGUAUUAUUACCAGACUUUACUUGUGUUGCUUGUUCUGAAAUUACAGAUUCUUGUACAUGUUUAAAUAUGAAUGGGUAUUGUUAUUAUAGUGAAACAAAAGGAUGUCUCUCAAAUUAAUGUAGUGAUCUUGAUUAAAGUUCUUGUGGUAUAUUAUUUUUUUAAUUUAUUUCUAGCUUAAGUUACUUCAAGAUGUAUCUAUCAUAAUCAAUAAUGUAAGCCAGCUUGUUCUAAAUUGAAAAAUAUUGAUUGUUCUGUGAGAGAAGCUUUAAAUGAAUGUCAUUGGAAUGGAAAUGUUAUGAGAUGUAUUGAUGGUCCUGCUCCUACUGUUAAAUUAAAUACAAUGGAAGAGGUUAUUGUAAUUGAAAAUUUAAUUGCGAAGAUUAACUCAGCCAUAAUCAUACUGAUAAUGAUAUAUUCUAAUUGA
Paramecium sonneborni is the source of this 8562-nucleotide messenger RNA. Lineage: Eukaryota; Ciliophora; Oligohymenophorea; Peniculida; Parameciidae. The record is from the annotation of a GenBank genome assembly.